GAGAGGCAUGAUGACGUCACACAGUAGGGACCUGCCCUCACGGAGACAUAGCCUCGGAGCCCACCUACCGCCUGUCCCGCACAUGGCGCCAGUAAUGAAGUGUGGCACUGGGAAGUCGGCGCAAGGUGGAUCUGUACUCUGAAAUGCAGUCAUUUUGAUGUUUGAAUUCAUCUUCUCACAAGAGACGAUUCUAAUACGUCCGUGUCAAAGCCAAGAUAUCAACUCAACCUCUCCUCUUCCAAAAGCUUCGCAUCACAACAUGGAAGCAGUCGCCAAGUUUGAUUUCAUGGCCUCUGGCGAGGAUGAACUGAGCUUUCACACAGGAGAUGUCCUAAAGAUCUUAAGUAACCAAGAGGAGUGGUUCAAGGCAGAGCUUGGGAGCCACGAAGGAUACGUGCCCAAAAAUUUUAUAGACAUCCAGUUUCCUGAGUGGUUCCAUGAAGGCCUCUCAAGACACCAGGCAGAGAACUUACUUAUGGGCAAGGAGGUUGGUUUCUUCAUCAUCCGGGCCAGCCAGAGCUCUCCAGGAGACUUCUCCAUCUCUGUCAGACACGAGGAUGAUGUUCAACACUUCAAGGUCAUGCGAGACAACAAGGGUAAUUACUUCCUGUGGACUGAGAAGUUUCCAUCCCUAAAUAAGCUGGUGGACUACUACAGGACAAAUUCUAUCUCCAAACAGAAGCAGAUCUUCCUGAGGGACAGAACACGAGAAGAUCAGGGUCACCGGGGCAACAGCUUGGACCGGAGGGCUCAGGGAGGCCCACACCUCAGUGGGGCAGUGGGAGAAGAAAUUCGGCCUUCGAUGAACCGGAAGCUGUCAGAUCACCCACCUCCCCCUCCCACACACAGCCACCAGCACCAGCAAAUGCCCCAGGCUUUCACUCCGGGGCCACAGCCACUACCACAGCAGCGGUACUUACAACAUCAGCAUUUUAACCAGGACCGUCGUGGAGGCAGCCUGGACAUAAAUGACAGGCACUGUGGCAUGGGCAUGGGCGAGAUGAGUGCCGCUCUCAUGCAUCGGAGACACACGGACCCUGUCCAGCUCCAAGUAGCAGGGCGUGUACGCUGGGCCAGGGCACUGUAUGACUUUGAAGCCCUUGAGGAAGACGAGCUGGGAUUCCGCAGUGGAGAGGUGGUCGAGGUCCUGGACAGCUCCAACCCCUCCUGGUGGACCGGCUGCCUGAACAACAAACUGGGCCUCUUCCCUGCUAACUAUGUGGCACCCAUGAUGAGAUGAACCCUUUGAGGGCCGGGGGCUUUUUGUCUGAAGCUGCCUGCAAGAAAGAGAGCAAGAAACAAAAGCUGAACUGCAUGACUACCUAUGCAUGCAUAUAGCAUACAGGUGUACUCCUGUCCUCACAGCAUCUUUAAGUGCGCUUAUGUAUGCACACAUUUUAUAAUAGUAUUUAUUGGCAAUGGGGUUGGUUAAUUAAUUGAUCUGAAGGGGAACACAGGUGGAGAAUAUUCUGACUUUUUUAUCUGCUCUUCUCAGGUCUGUGCAGAGGCAGUGGGGGAAGUGGGAAGCGAGGGCAGGGAAAUGAAAUGGGUCUUUCUCCUGUCCUUGACCUCUCCCCACUUUCUCCCUGGCUUGGGAGCUUUUCCCAGAGAGCAACUAAGCGCAGACCACACCCCCACAUUGGCCACCGAACAGCAGGGUGGAGCUGGACUUGGUGGGGCCUGUUGGAGCUCACCCGCACACCCCACGCACCUGGAGGGCUCCCAGGGCAGCUCGCCACCCAUUCUCCUGCUGCUGCACUGAGAAUUAAGGUGCAGCCUUCCAGGGCCACAGGCACCAAGCAAGUCUGAGCAGGAAGCAGGCAGGGGCAAGAACUGAAGCUGCAGCAGGGGAGAGUCCCUGCCAGAGCCAGGCUGACCUCCUGGCCACUGCCAGCUGAGACUUUCGUCCUCCCCAGUGAUUGUUCCUUGGGUAGUAAUCCUCUUCCCUGUGGCUGACAGGAGAGAGUGUCUCCAACAUGGAGAAACAGACACUGAGAGGAGCCAAGGGCUGGGAAGCAGAGGGGGUGGAUUUUUCACAGAUCCCCAGGGCCUACUUGGAUGUAACCUCAUUUCCCCAGCUACAAGGAAAGCAGCAUCCUGGAUUCUGUCAAGUGUUUGGAGAAGCACUGGCUAAAAAUGCUGAAUGUUAGAGGCAUUGUUUGACAGCUUCAAGGGUGUCUCUGCUGGGCCCUGUUCAUUUUCUCUCUUGAUUUUCUGUGUUUGAAACUGCCUUGCCCAGUGGCCCAGAGAGAAGCCAAGAACAUUGACUGUGGAUCAAUAGAGGGAUUGAUGGAUUGAGUGUGACCCAGGGCAAGAGCUGGCUUGAAAAGAGCUUCCUGAUCCAUCAGACUGUUGAACCCCUGCUGGCCUCCCCUCCUUCAGGAGUUGACCCGGGGAGAGGAAUCCACUGUCACUGUCCCUCCUUGACAUCUCAGACUAUAACUGUGUGUCCAGGGUCCACCUUGGGGUGGACAAGCACAGAUGAGCCUAGUUGGAGGAGAAAGGGAACCUGGAGAAGAAGCUCUGUGUCUCAGUGGAGCCUGGAACACACACAUUUUUUGGAGCACACAUUAAAGGAGUGUGGGUGUGCAGUCCUGUGCAUGUGUGCACACGUGCAGAUGGGUGUGUUUAUGCACACACAUAUGCAUACAUGUGUGUGUGUGCUGAGACAGGAAAGAAAAGGUUGGGAUGGUGUUGGUGAAGGUCUGUGGUGGUGGUCCUGAUGCUUUGUUUUUCUUUUCCCCAGUCCUUCCUGCUAUAGAGAGGAACAAAAGAGCAGCCAUUAGUAAAAAUGAUAAAAGAGUGCUUCUAACUCAGAAGUGACUGCCAGUGUCACGCUAGCUCUGUCCCUUGUGACUCUGAUUCAACAGUUCUCUGAUGCACAUGUUCACUUUAGAGACAAAGGGGAAGACAGGUCUCUGUAGUGAGUACUGGGAGGGAAGAGAAAAUAGCCUGGAAGUGGCUGGGGGAAGCAGAGUGUAAGUAAGGAGCAGAUGCAGCCUUUAGAAGCAAAGGCAGGAAGAAGAGAAGAGGUGAACGUUUCAGCUGAUCAUGGAGCAUGCAAGGGGAGAGGGUGGUCAAGAGGGACAGCAAGGACAGGUACAAUAAGGCUAUGGGCAGCCAGUAAAAGAAAAGGGGCCAUGGGGGAGAUUGGAGUAAGGCAAGAAACAAGGAUUCCCCAAGAGGAGAAAGAAACAGGGGAAACAGAGCCCAGGCACAGAGGGACCUCAUCAGCUAUCUUAGUGCGAGGUGUGAGGUGAAACAUUGCAGUAAAUAAAAGCCAAAAGUAAUGUUGAUUUUACAGUAUUUGCAAACCAUCUGCUUUAAACAGCCCACCAACUUCAUCCACUUGUCAGGUUCUGUGGGAGGACCAGCCCUGGUUAAGACAGAGACAAAUGAUUCGGUUCUGGUCUAGAUCUUUUCCCUGGAAACACUUUGCAAGAAGGAAGUAACAAAGCAGGGCCCUUGUUUUUUCAGGCUGUCUUCAGUGUCUGUGUGGCACAGCCCUCAAGGGGU
Messenger RNA from Fukomys damarensis (Damara mole-rat), 3516 nucleotides. It is a transcript of the gene Grap2, whose product is annotated as GRB2 related adaptor protein 2. The record is from RefSeq and is a predicted model, not a curated record. Lineage: Eukaryota; Metazoa; Chordata; Mammalia; Rodentia; Bathyergidae. Gene Ontology annotation, molecular function: protein binding. The transcript is spliced from 9 exons. Bases 158 to 1240 code for a protein of 360 amino acids.